Molecule: messenger RNA, 405 nt
Organism: Trichoderma reesei QM6a
Lineage: Eukaryota; Fungi; Ascomycota; Sordariomycetes; Hypocreales; Hypocreaceae
Exons: 3
Coding region: 68-337 (89 amino acids)
Biological process (GO): GPI anchor biosynthetic process
Cellular component (GO): endoplasmic reticulum membrane; dolichol-phosphate-mannose synthase complex
Molecular function (GO): enzyme regulator activity
Source: RefSeq, a predicted model, not a curated record
ACAGAGAACGCAAAAGCUUCCAAAUACACUUGAACCAUUUCGUUUAACUAACACAAAGCUCUCAAACAUGCUCGAUAAACUCGUCGGCCUCGCCAUGCUCGUGGCCGCCUCCGUCAUCUUCCUCUACUACACAGUCUGGACCCUCCUCAUGCCCUUUGUCGACGAUGACCACCCCCUCCAGAACCUCUUCCUCCCCCGCGUCUGGGCCAUCCGCAUCCCCGUCAUCCUCCUGCUCCUCGGCUCCGCCGUCGUCGGCUCCUUUGUCGGCAUGGUCAUGAUCCGGAGCAACCAGAAGAAGGCCGCCAAGGCAAAGGCCGCCGCCAAGAAGAAGGCGUAAAAAAGGACACACUCGCAAGACGACGCGAUUAAGAUGUCCGAAUGAGAGAAGAAGAAUAAAGAGACAGG